Lotus japonicus is the source of this 1013-nucleotide messenger RNA. RefSeq lists its product as uncharacterized. NCBI's taxonomy places the organism in Eukaryota, Viridiplantae, Streptophyta, Magnoliopsida, Fabales, Fabaceae. The coding region runs from base 153 to 740 and encodes 195 amino acids. The transcript is spliced from 2 exons. The record is from RefSeq and is a predicted model, not a curated record.
CCACUAGAAACGAAACUUUCUCCCCACAGUCCCACUCCUCCAAGCAAUUGGUCACCUUCAACAAUAAUCCUUCAACUUCAACCCUCAAAACCUCUCCCUCUCUCUCUCUCUCUCUCUCUCUCUCUCUCUAACUUCACCAACAUUAAUUCUCAAUGGACGAAUCAGAGCAAUACCCAAAGGAGUUCUACUCCAACAACCCUCAAAACGACAUCGUUCGGACCUCAUCUUCCUCCUCCACGACCAGCGUUCACGUCACGGCGCUCGACGGCCUAGUCAACGUCAACUCCCUCUUCACCAUCGCCGUCUUCGUCGGCCUCUCCCUCACCACCCCAGGCCAGCGCAGCCUCGAAGACCGCUCAUCCUGCGACGCCGGCGUCGACGUCGCCAAGAAGCUUCUCGUCUUCGAGGUCGUCUCCUUCAGCUUCUUCCUCUUCUCCUCGCUUGUCGCUCAGGGCCUCAAGCUCGCCCUCAACCUCCUCAACAGCAAGGACGUCGAUGAGGCCUUCCGAGCUCACAUCAAUCUCCGGGCACUCAGGCUCGGCAUGCUGGCCUCCGCCGUGGGCUCCGUCAUGGGCUGCGUCUUCCUCAUGCUGUCCAUGGUCAAUGUCAUCGAGAUCCGGUUGGGGAUGCUGUCAUGUGGGAGUAAGUCCGCUGCUCACGCUGUUGCUGUCAUGGUUGUCCUGGUUUCUUCUGCUCUUUUGGUUUAUAUCUCCACCGCUAUUUAUGCUUUUACCCACUGAAUUUAUUGCAAAUUUUUCUCAUCUAGUUUUUGCUUGUUAAUUAUGUGUGAAAUGGUUCGUGUUUUCUUGUGAUUUUGUGUGUUUGCCCAAAUGGGUAUUAUAAUGCUGGAGUAAGCAAGUAGUGAGGCAUUGCCUAUUUCCUUCAACGGCAAAAAAUUGUUCGUGUUACUUCAGUAGUUAGCAAGUUUUGAACUGUGGCACUCAUCUGUAAUUGUGGUUGCGAUGUUCGGGUUUUAGAGGUUUUCAUGACCAUAUGACAGCUGCAAUUUUGCC